This is a messenger RNA of Temnothorax curvispinosus, 2637 nucleotides long. RefSeq names its product electron transfer flavoprotein-ubiquinone oxidoreductase, mitochondrial (gene Etf-QO). Gene Ontology annotation, cellular component: mitochondrial inner membrane. Gene Ontology annotation, molecular function: electron-transferring-flavoprotein dehydrogenase activity; iron-sulfur cluster binding. The transcript has 8 exons. NCBI's taxonomy places the organism in Eukaryota, Metazoa, Arthropoda, Insecta, Hymenoptera, Formicidae. Gene Ontology annotation, biological process: electron transport chain. The record is from RefSeq and is a predicted model, not a curated record. Bases 136 to 1959 code for a protein of 607 amino acids.
GGCGCUGGCAGGCGCUACUUGCGCCGAACGACACGCGGCGAAUGUGCCACUUUUUUGUGUUUUUUUUUUCCAUGUAAUUGUCAAAUCGCCGAUCGUGCCGAUCGGUAGUUGUGUGUUGCCUGUGCGCGAUUGAUUAUGGCUUUCGCGAUAUUCAAUGCGUCCGGCACCACAGUACAGAGGCUGCAAAGGAUUUUCCAGAGGGUUUACUCGGACGCGAAAUUUCCUGAGAUCACUACUCAUUAUACGGUGAAACCCAGGGAGACGGACUCAAGAUGGAAAGAUGUGAACAUGGAGAGAUACGUGGACGAAACCGACAUUCUAAUUGUCGGUGGUGGUCCAGCGGGAUUAUCGGCAGCUAUUCAGGCCCGUAGACUGGCUGAGAAACAUGGCAAGGAACUCAGGGUUACUCUUGUUGAAAAGGCAUCUGCGAUCGGUGGCCAUAUUCUCAGUGGCGCUUGCUUGGACCCGAUUGCCCUGAACGAGCUCUUUCCAAAUUGGAAGGAACUAGGGGCGCCGUUAAAUACUCCUGUCACGGAAGAUAAAUUUGCAUUUCUCACGGAAAAGAGGAGGAUAUCUAUACCUAUCUUCAAGGGGAUGCCAAUGUAUAAUCAUGGGAAUUAUAUAGUAAGAUUAGGCCACGUAGUGACAUGGCUUGGCGAGCAAGCAGAAGCUGCUGGCGUUGAGAUAUAUCCUGGUUAUGCAGCGGCAGAGAUAUUAUAUCAUGAGGACGGAUCCGUUAAGGGAGUGGCCACAAAUGAUGUUGGUAUUGCUAAAGACGGCUCGCCCAAAGAGACGUUCGAACGGGGUAUGGAACUUCAUGCAAAAUGUACCGUAUUUGCAGAAGGCUGUCACGGUCACCUGACGAAACAGUUAACAAAGAAAUUGAAUCUUCGGAAAGAUUGCGAGCCGCAGACAUACGGCCUCGGAUUGAAAGAAGUUUGGGAGAUAGAGCCAAGCAAACAUCGACCCGGAGCAGUGGAGCAUACGGUUGGCUGGCCACUUAAUAGAAAUACAUAUGGCGGAUCGUUUCUAUAUCAUUUGAAUGAAGAAACACCUCUGGUUGCAGUAGGCUUUGUCGUAGGAUUGGAUUACACCAAUCCUUACCUAUCUCCAUUUAAGGAGUUUCAGAGGUUUAAGGAGCAUCCUAGUAUUAGACCAACGUUUGAAGGAGGGAAAAGGAUAGCUUAUGGCGCUAGAGCGUUAGUGGAAGGUGGAUUCCAAUCUAUUCCCAAACUCCAAUUCCCUGGUGGUUGCCUUAUUGGAUGUACGGCAGGUUUUCUAAAUGUGCCCAAAAUUAAAGGAACUCAUAAUGCUAUGAAAAGUGGCAUGUUAGCUGCAGAAAGCGUUAUUGAAGCGAUCAUAGACGCGGAAACUAAUACCUCACCAACGAAAGGCUUAGAGCCGAAAACAUACACUGACAAAAUAAAGAGUAGUUGGAUCUAUAAAGAAUUGAAGGCCGUAAGAAAUAUGAGGCCCAGCUUCCACUCUUCUCUUGGACUUUACGGCGGUUUAAUGUACUCUGGUUUCUCCAUGUUACUAGGCGGAAAGGAGCCGUGGACUUUAUCCCACGGAGGUCCUGAUCAUAAGAAGUUAAAAUCCGCAGCUAAAUCGACGCCGAUAGAAUAUCCUAAACCGGAUAACGAGGUAUCCUUCGAUCUUCUGUCAUCAGUAGCUCUAACUGGUACCAAUCACGAAGCUGAUCAACCAGCCCAUUUAACUUUGAUGGACGACACUGUUCCAGUGAAGAGAAACUUAGCUGAAUUUGCUGGUCCGGAAGGUCGAUUUUGCCCUGCUGGUGUCUACGAAUUCGUGCCGUUGGAAAGCGGAGACGGCGAGAGAUUGCAGAUCAACGCGCAGAAUUGCAUCCACUGUAAGACCUGCGACAUCAAGGAUCCGAGUCAGAACAUCAAUUGGGUCGUGCCGGAGGGUGGCGGCGGGCCAGCUUACAACGGCAUGUAAAAAUAUAUCAAUCGACCAACUCAUCGAUUGGUUGAUUGCGUGAAUAUUCGAUGGUCCACAUUAUUUUACCGUUUAAUGUUGGUUUCAAAUGCUUUUCAACGAAACCUAUGAACGUAUUGCGGCAUGGUAAUCACAUUUUUGAUCGCAUGCUGUUAUAACGGUCUAAUUAUUGAAAUUGAAAUACGAACGGUGUAAUUAUUUUCCAUUCGAAUGAAUCAAUACAAUUACGGAUUAAUCCCGAUUCGUUAGAAACGAGCGAUAUAUCUUUCCAUUGCUGCUGGCGCACAUACGACCAAUUUCGUGACAUUAUAUAUAUCAUCGAUAUAUAUAUAGAUAUAUAUAUAACUUUUCAACCAUUGGGACAAUUUACAAAAUUUAUCCUUUGCUGAGAUAAUAUUUAUUGAAAUGCAUCGUUGAACAAUUUGAAAGAAUAUUACGUGGGAGUACAUUAAUUUGAUGAAAAUCUCGGAAAUAUCUUUGUGUUCUCCCUCUUUGCGAGGGGCUUUUAUUAAAUAAAACGUUUCUCUCGGAGAGACGCAAAAGAAACGCUUCCGAAGCGAUUGCGUAACACAGUGCUGUUGUUAUUACUUUUUGAUAGAGUUUGUAUAAAUAAAUUUGUAUAUUAUAUUAUAUUUUUAUACAGAGAGGCGAAUUGAAAUAUACAUAUGUACAAUCCAA